Olea europaea var. sylvestris is the source of this 3429-nucleotide messenger RNA. Its product is annotated as transportin MOS14. NCBI's taxonomy places the organism in Eukaryota, Viridiplantae, Streptophyta, Magnoliopsida, Lamiales, Oleaceae. The transcript is spliced from 24 exons. Gene Ontology annotation, cellular component: cytoplasm; nuclear membrane. Gene Ontology annotation, biological process: protein import into nucleus. The record is from RefSeq and is a predicted model, not a curated record. The coding region runs from base 196 to 3228 and encodes 1010 amino acids.
UUUGGCAAGCUUCGGACCGGAUGUUUACCAAUAUCCCCAAAUUCCCUUCCUAGGGCAAAAUUCUUUCCUGUGGGAAUUCAACACUUGGGAUUAUCUUAACCAUCGGAUCAAUGGUCGUUGUGUCAAGAGAGGCGAUCCAGAUACAGGUGGUUCUUCGCAUUUAAAAUUGAUUAAUGAUUGAUUCCUUUGGUCCGCAUGGAGCUACACAUGAAGCUAGCUCAGGCAGUCCACGUUCUGAAUCACGAUACCCAAUCGUGUAACCGCGUUGCUGCAAAUCAAUGGCUGGUUCAGUUCCAGCAAACCGAUUCAGCUUGGGACAUUGCCACGUCUAUCCUCACCUUCGACCAUCACGAGCCAUUUGUUUCUGGUUACGAAGUUGAGUUUUUUGCUGCUCAGAUUCUGAAGCGAAAGAUCCAAAAUGAAGGACGCAAUUUGCAGUUAGGAGCAAAAGAUGCUCUGCUAAAUGCUCUUCUUUUAGCUGCUAAAAGAUUUACUUCAGGUCCUCCUCAGCUCUUAACACAAAUCUGUCUUGCUCUCUCUACACUAAUACUUCAUGCUGUAGAGCAUGGAAAACCUAUCGAGAAGCUAUUCUACAGUCUUCAGAGUUUACAAAAUCAGGAUAAUGGAGACAUUGCUGUUCUAGAGAUGCUCACAGUCUUGCCAGAGAUUAUCGAGGAUCAGAAUGCUGAUUGCAGCUUAAGCAUUGCUUGGCAUUAUGAGUAUGAGCGCGAGCUUCUUGCAUAUACUCCAAUGGUUCUUGAGUUCAUACUGCAGCAAAAUGAGAAGAUCUUUGGCAGUGGUGCUGAACACCAUGACAGGAACAGAAAGAUAUUGCGUUGCUUGUUAAGUUGGGUUCGAGCUGGGUGCUUUUCGGAGAUCCCUUUAAGCUCAUUGCCAGCUCAUCCAGUUCUUAAUUUUGUUUUCAAUUCCUUGCAGGUUUCGUCUUCAUUUGAUCUGGCUGUUGAAGUUCUUGUUGAACUCGUGAGUCGACAUGAGGGACUACCACAGGUUUUGCUAUGUAGAGUUGGAUUUCUCAAGGAAGCAAUUCUUAUUCCUGCUCUUAACAGUAGGGAUGAAAAACCAAUAGGAGGUCUUGCUUGUCUGAUGUCAGAAAUUGGUCAAGCUGCGCCAUCUUUGAUUGUCAAAGCAAGUUCUGAAGCACUUGCGCUGGCAGAUGCCCUCUUGAGUUGUGUGGCAUUUCCGAGUGGUGACUGGGAGAUCGCAGACUCAACUUUGCAGUUUUGGUGUACUCUUGCAAGCUACAUUCUUGGACUUGAAGUGGAUAAUGCAGAAAAUAGGAAAAAUUUAGAACGACUUUUUCCUGUUUUCUUUGCAUUGCUUGAUGCUCUUUUUAUUUAUUUAGAAUUUAGCCAGGUUGAUGAUUCCACAUAUAAUGAUGAUAGUAAAACUGUUGACCUGCCUGACAGCCUCGUGCAAUUUAGGAUGAAUUUGAUGGAAAUUUUGGUCGAUAUAUGUCAGCUAAUACGAUCUACUUCAUUUAUUCAAAAGAUCUUCGCUGGAAGUUGGACGUCUUCUGGCAUACAUAUUCCUUGGAAAGAGGUGGAAGCCAAAUUAUUCAUGCUUAAUGCAGUUGCUGAAGUGGUUCUUAAGGAAGGACAGCCUUUUGAUGUCUCUGUUCUUAUGCAUUUGGUGACAAUUUUGUCCAGUAGGACUUGUGAUGCCCGCAAGGGCUUUAUGUGCCUUGUAUACAAAUCGCUUGCGGAUGUUACGGGUUCCUAUGCCAAGUGGAUAUCAGCUUCCCAAAGCAACACAAGACCAUUUCUACUAUUUCUUGCGAAUGGGAUAUCAGAACCUGUUUGUUCGAAUGCUUGUGCUUAUGCAUUUCGCAAAUUAUGUGAAGAGGCUGCUGCAAUGUUGUGUGAACCUUCCAAUUUGGAAAUCUUAAUUUGGAUCGGAGAGGGAUUGGAAGAGAGGGAAUUGUCCUUGGAGGAUGAGGAUGAAGUAGUCAGUGCCAUCACACUAGUAUUUUGCUCCAUCCCUGAUAAGAAGCUGAUGAAUAAUUUGUUGGCUAGGUUGCUGUCUCCUUCUUAUGAAGCUAUCGGAAAACUUAUUGAAGAAGAUUAUGGACAUUAUUUGAGGCAACAUCCGUCUACUUAUACUCUACUGAUGAACUCUGCAACAAGAGGGCUAUAUAGGAUUGGAACCAUAUUCAUUCAUCUUGCAACAGAUUUAUCUCCUGUUAUGGCUUCAGAUGAUUCUGCCCUUGCUUUACUAGGGAUAUUUUGGCCAAUGCUUGAGAAACUUUUUCGAUCGGAGCAUAUUGAAAAUGCAAUUUUGUCUGCAGCUGCUUGCAGGGCUCUCUCACACGGAAUUCAGUCAUCAGGUCAGGAUUUUACAACACUCUUGCCAAAAGUGCUUGAUUGUAUCUCAACAAACUUUGCAGCAUUCCCUAGUCAUGAAUGCUACAUAAAAACAGCAUCCAUUGUUGUUGAAGAAUUUGGCAGUAAGGAGGAAUAUGGAUCUCUAUUCAUCAGUACUUUUGAACGAUUUACUUGUGCACCAUCAGUAUUGGCUAUUACUUCUUCAUAUAUAUGUGAUCAAGAGCCUGACUUGGUCGAGGCAUACACAAAUUUUGCAUCUUCAUAUGUGCGCAGCUGUUCAAAGGAUGUAUUAGCGUCUUCUGGUUCCCUUUUCAAAGUGUCCUUGCAAAAGGCUGCAAUAUGUUCUACAGCGAUGCACCGUGGUGCGGCACUUGCAGCAAUGUCAUAUUUGUCAUGCUUCUUGGAUGUAGGACUUGCUUCUUUGGUGGAAUCUAUGACAUGUAUAUCUGAAGGAUCUGUGCAAGAUAUGGUGACAAGGGUUAUAUCUCAUAGUGGUGAGGGUCUUGUAUCGAAUCUGGUGUAUGCCCUGCUUGGUGUUUCUGCAAUGUCAAGGGUACAUAAAUCCGCAACAAUACUCCAACAAUUGGCUGCAAUGUGCAGUUUAAGUGAAAGAACAACUCGGAAGGCUAUUCUUUGCUGGGAACUUUUACAUGGAUGGCUAUAUUCUGCGGUGAAAAUGCUGCCUGCUGAGUACCUAAAACAGGGAGAAGCUGAAUCUCUAGUGCCUGUUUGGCUGAAUGCUCUUGUUGCUGCGGCUUCAGAUUAUCUCGAGAGCAGACAAUCUGGAGGGGGAAACAAUCACGGGCAUAUGCAAGGAAAAGGGGGACGGGUUUUGAAGCAAUUAAUUAGAGAAUUUGCCGACAAUCAUCGCAAUGGCCCAAAGUGACAUGAUAUGAUAUAUUUUCCUCAGUCAAACACUGAUUCAUUGCAAUUCACUUGAGGCUAUGAAUUUGAAGACUCUUAUCUAGAGGUGAAGAUGCUGUGCCUGAGCAUGGCAAAAUGUUGAGGCAUGUCGCGAGACCUUCAACAGAGAUUAGUGGCGGUCUGAGAUUUUUGUACAGUACGCUCCCCCCCCCCCCCCACCCCC